AUGUUGCUGAACUUAUUGCUUUCAUACAACAUUUCUAGAUUGAUGCUAAUUUACUAUAAAACAUCCAAUGGCUCCUAUCAACCUGGGAUGGAACCGAAGCGUCAACGAACAGCCUACACGAGACACCAAAUAUUAGAACUGGAAAAAGAAUUCCAUUACAACAGAUAUCUCACAAGGAGAAGACGAAUAGAGAUAGCUCAUACACUAGUCUUAUCAGAGAGGCAAAUAAAAAUCUGGUUUCAGAACAGACGAAUGAAAUGGAAGAAGGACAAUAAGCUGCCGAACACCAAAAACGUUAGAAGAAAAACAAAUCCAGCUGGCGUGACUACAACCACGGCUAAGGGAUCCACACCAAAGAGUAGAUCGAAUAAGAAUACAAAUAACAAUGACAAGAAGAAAUCAAAUAACAACGGUAGGCCAGAUAGUAUAGAAAAUGUUACGGAUAAUAUUAUGAACGAUUUGCACUGUGUCGGGGCUCAACAAAAUUUAUCUCAUGAUCCUGCCAUUAGUCCAAUGUCACAUCAUGGAGGUCAGAUGAAUCCGGGUCAUCCUAUGACGCCGCAUCACUUGCACAUGAUGGGCAUGCAUGCCGGCAUGGAUCCAGCUUUGCUAGCCAACUUAUCGGCGCAUGGCUCACCCGUCGGCACCGCUGGAUGUGGCACAGGCAUCACCGGACAACCAGUCAUCAAAUCAGACUACGGUCUAACCGCCUUAUAA
Arctia plantaginis is the source of this 717-nucleotide messenger RNA. NCBI's taxonomy places the organism in Eukaryota, Metazoa, Arthropoda, Insecta, Lepidoptera, Erebidae. The record is from the annotation of a GenBank genome assembly.